UGGACAGGGAAACUCGGUGAUGAUAUCUGUACCUGUUGGGGGAACAGCACAACUUGACUGUGCUGUAUUUGCUGAUCCUUUACCAUCUAAUGUAGAAUGGAUUUGGAGAAACAAGUACGGUAUAGAGACUGAGUUAGACAGUGCCAUUGCACACAUUGUGACGACCAGAGGAAACCAGAAAAUGAUGUCGACACUGACCAUACCGGAUGUUGCCGUGAGGGAUGGUGGAGACUACGUCUGCAAAACAACUAACAUGUUUGGAUCUGUUAUGCGGAAUAUUCACUUGGAGAUCGAAGAGUCUAUUCCAAAUCUUAUCAUCAUCACCUCCAUCACUGCUGGGGCGAUACUCUUGGUGACGGUGGCAGUAGUUCUGGUGAUCAUCGCCAAGAGAAGGGGCUGGAUAUGCAAGUCUCACCUAGAUGACACAAUUGAGGUCCCAUCCUCCCGCCCGAUGCCGCCUGUACCGAAGUACGUAUACAAGACCGGCACCAUUGACUCCGGUGUGGAGGACCUGGAGCUACAGGAGAUGUACGGUACACUCAAGCCUCGGCCUCCGCCACGGAUGGAGAAGAAGUGGGAGUCGGUUGGGCUUUCUUACUCCGGAUUAGUAAACUCCACGUACCCUCCACCUAACCCAUCCGUGUAACAGCGUCACCAACAGCCAGCAAGCAGGUGAACAAGAAAUGUCUUUUACAUAAUCGUAUGUGAACUCUGAAGAAGAGGUGAUAAAGAGAUGGCCCUUUUUUUACAUGAAUCUAUGACAGAACUAGAAAUCAUCACCGUGCAUUCAAAUCAAUUAAAUACAUU
Branchiostoma floridae (Florida lancelet) is the source of this 807-nucleotide messenger RNA. RefSeq names its product fibroblast growth factor receptor 1-like. The record is from RefSeq and is a predicted model, not a curated record. Lineage: Eukaryota; Metazoa; Chordata; Leptocardii; Amphioxiformes; Branchiostomatidae. Gene Ontology annotation, molecular function: cell adhesion molecule binding. Gene Ontology annotation, biological process: cell-cell adhesion. Bases 20 to 646 code for a protein of 208 amino acids. Gene Ontology annotation, cellular component: cell-cell junction. The transcript is spliced from 4 exons.